Rubroshorea leprosula is the source of this 2635-nucleotide messenger RNA. The record is from the annotation of a GenBank genome assembly. NCBI's taxonomy places the organism in Eukaryota, Viridiplantae, Streptophyta, Magnoliopsida, Malvales, Dipterocarpaceae.
CUAAUUCUCUCUUCAAUUUUCUCCUCUUCAAUGGCUCGAAACAGGGUAAAAAUAUCGCCUUCCAAACGUCGACCCUUUAGCGUUUCUUCUUCUCAUUCUCUCUAAUUUCUUGUUUUCCUUUCCUCUUUUGGGUUGCAAUUCCCCAUUGCUUUUGUUUCAUGUCAUUUGCGUUUAUUUAAUGCUAGUAGUUUUGGGUUUAUAUGACUGCUUAGACAAAAUUUUCAAUGGAAGGGAUGGUUUUGCUGCUUGAUGUUGGUCCUUUAAUGCACGCUAUGCUUCCCGAGGUUGAAAAGCUCUGCUCCAUGCUAAUCCAGAAGAAGCUUAUUUACAGCAAGAAUGAUGAAGUGGGAGUUGUUGUAUUUGGAACUGAAGAAACUAACAAUGAGCUGACAAAGGAAGUGGGUGGAUAUGAUCAUGUUGUGGUCUUGCAAAAUAUCAAAGUUGUUGAUGGAGACCUGGUUGAAGCUGUACGGCACGUCCCUCAUGGGACUGUCAAUGGUGAUUUUCUUGAUGCAAUUAUUGUUGGGAUGGAUAUGCUGAUCAAGAAAUAUAGAGAAACAUACAAAGGAAAGAAACGCCUAUGUCUUAUUACAAAUGCACUAUGUCCUAUUAAAGAUCCUUUUGAAGGAACAAAAGAAGAUCAAGUCAGCACAAUUGCUGAACAAAUGACUGCACAAGGCAUGAAAAUGGAAAGUAUUAUUGUGAGGGGAAGGUUAAGCCAGGAUGCAGAUAAGACAAUUAUAGAUGAGAAUGAUCGUCUGUUGAAUCUCUUCCCGAAGAAAACACGAACAAGGACAGUCUAUGUUGACAGUCCAACUUCAUUGUUGGGAGCUCUUAAAACUCGAAAGAUAACUCCAGUAACAAUCUUUAGAGGUGACCUUGAAAUCAGCCCAAAAAUGAAGAUUAAGGUUUGGGUUUAUAAAAAAACACAAGAGGAGAAGUUUCCUACUCUUAAGAAAUAUUCUGAUAAAGCACCUCGUACUGAUAAGUUUGCUACGCAUCAAGUCAAGGUUGAUUAUGAGUAUAAAAGUGUCAGUGAAUCAAGUAGAGUUGUACCCCCAGAGCAAAGGAUCAAAGGCUACCGUUAUGGACCCCAAGUGGUACCUAUAUCUCCUGAUGUAUUGGAUGCUGUCAAGUUUAAGCCGGAAAAAGGAGUGAAGUUACUGGGAUUUACUGAUGCCACAAACAUACCACGACACUAUUACAUGAAAGAUGUCUGCUCUUUUAUUGCUGAACCUGUUAAUGCAAGGGCUAUUCUUGCUGUUUCUGCCAUGGCAAGAGCAAUGAAGGAAAUGAAUAAGGUUGCAAUUUUACGUUGUGUUUGGAGACAGGGACAGCAAAGUGUUGUCGUGGGGGUCUUGACACCUAAUGUUUCAGAAAAUGAUAAAAUUCCUGAUUCAUUUUACUUCAACAUACUUCCUUUUGCUGAGGAUCUUCGAGAAUUUCAGUUCUCUUCUUUUAGCAGUUUUCCUUCUUCAUGGCAACCAAAUGAACAACAGCAAGAGGUGGCAGAUUACUUCGUGCAAAUGCUUGAUCUUGCACCCUCUGGCAAAGAAGAAUUGCAGCCUGACUUAACACCCAAUCCUGUUCUGGAGAGGUUUUUCCGUCACCUUGAGUUGAAAUCGAAGCAGCCAGAUCCAGCUGUACCUCCACUUGAUGAAACCCUAAGGAAGAUUACUGAACUUGACCUGCAGCUUGUUACUGAAAAGAAGUCUGCAAUUGAGGCAUUUUGUAGAUGCUUUGAAGUCAAGGAAAAUCCAAAGCUGAAGAAAAAAACCAGGCGUUUUCUGCGAGAUAAACCAUCUGCAUCAAGCGGUGAGGAUUGUAAUGGAGAUGUAUCUGAUGCUCUAGCUGUAAAUUCUGUUGAAACAGCUCCUCCAGUUAAAGUGGAGAAAAUUGGAGACUUGACCCCUAUACAAGAUUUUGAAGCCAUGAUGUCUCGAAGAGAUAGCCCAAAAUGGGUUGGUAAAGCGAUAAAGGAAAUGAAAGAUAAGAUCUCUCUCCUGGUGGAAUACUCCUCUGAAAGUGAACUUUAUCCUAAAGCAGUGGAAUUUUUAGUUGCACUUCGCAAGGGUUGCAUCCUUGAGCAGGAGCCCAAAGGGUACAAUGAUUUCUUGAGGCAUCUUUGCCUCCUAUGCAACAAGAAAGGCAACAAAAGUUUCUUUCAAUUUCUUGCUUCCAAAGAACUCACCUUGAUACCCAAGUCAGAAGCUGUAGACAGUGAUGUUACAGAUGAUGAAGCUAGAAGCUUUUUUGUUAGAACAAAGCCAAAACCUGAGGACUAGUCUGAAGUUCAACUUCUUGUAGCUCGUCUGUCUCAAAAUUAAGUGCAGUAAAUAUAAGCAUUUUUGUUAAAUCAAGUAUGUCCAUAGAUUUCUUUUCAAAAAAUGAACCCUUGCAAACUGUGCGAGUCAGGGAGAUAGCAAGCAACAGUUUGUAAUUAAGGGUUUUGUUGAAUUGUCUUCAUAUUCUAGUAAUGACAGUGAAACUUGUUAUUCAUUGUUUGGUUUUCUAGUCCUUGGUUUGUGAUUCCACGAACAAGGAAACUGAGGCAGAGCGAAUAAUUGUACCUCUCUCUUUUAUUGCACUGCAACAUAAUCUAUUACUACCUGGGAAAUAACAACUUAUUGAUCUG